Molecule: messenger RNA, 2133 nt
Organism: Alternaria atra
Lineage: Eukaryota; Fungi; Ascomycota; Dothideomycetes; Pleosporales; Pleosporaceae
Exons: 4
Coding region: 1-2133 (710 amino acids)
Biological process (GO): beta-D-galactose catabolic process via UDP-galactose, Leloir pathway
Cellular component (GO): cytosol
Molecular function (GO): UDP-glucose 4-epimerase activity; hydrolase activity, hydrolyzing O-glycosyl compounds
Source: RefSeq, a predicted model, not a curated record
AUGUCUUACUUCGAAGCGUGUCCAUAUUCUUCGUCUGCAGAUGCAUCCACAUCUUCCCCUGUAUCAACUAUCCCAUCUGGGUACAGCACCCCUGCUUCUGAGAUCGAUGUGCCUCCAUCUUUCGAGCCGAAUGUAUCCAAUGCUCGUCGAUCACAGUAUGUUCUCGUGGUUGGCGGCCUAGGAUAUAUCGGCAGCCAUACGUCAUUAGAACUGCUCCGGGCUGGCUUCAAUGUUAUUAUCGUCGAUAAUCUGGAUAAAUCGUACCUGACGACACUGGGCCGCAUCAAGGCACUGCGAGAUGAUCACUACCGGAACAAUACGUGGAAUCCGUCGCUCACGUUCCAUGAAGCUAACUACCGAAACGAACAUGCCAUGUCUCUCAUACUCAAACGGUAUGGCGCUGGACUGUCUGGCUCCGCCAUCGAAGGCAUCAUUCACUUCGCCGCUCACAAGGCUGUUCCCGAAAGUAUCCAGCAGCCACUGCGGUACUAUUCCAACAACGUAGCCGGCAUGGUCCCCUUCUGCUCUCUACUGGACAGCCUGGACAGCCUGGACAUCAAGAACCUCAUCUUUUCUUCAUCCGCCGCCGUCUAUGGCGAAGUUACCCCCAAGACAGGGCUACGGAUAAGCGAGAACCAUUGCGGCUGCACGGCGAUCACAAACCCCUACGGCCGUUCCAAGUGGAUGUGCGAGGCUAUUCUGAAUGACUUGGCAGUCUCCGAUCCAGAGUGGUCUAUUGUGGCUUUGCGCUACUUUAACCCCAUCGGCUGCGAUGCUUCUGGCAAACUAGGAGAAGACCCUAGGACAGAACCCGAUAACCUCAUGCCUAGCUUGCUGCGAGUGAUGAGCGGUCGAAUGCCGCAUCUCAAGAUCUUCGGUACCGAUUGGGAUACUAGGGAUGGCACAGCCAUGCGCGACUUCAUCCACGUCAGCGAUCUAGCUCUGGGCCAUGUUGCUGCUCUCAAAGCGGUUGGUGAGUCGCGGUUGAGUCCUGGAUUUCACACGUACAACCUAGGCAGUGGCAAUGAUCAAAUCUGCCGUGAUCCCAAUCGCUUACCUUUAUUCUUUGCCAUGUUUACCAGCGCUGCCCUCCUAUUGGCUCUUGUUGCAUCUCUUCUCCUUGUUCAGGUCACUGCAGAAUGUACUCAAUUCUCGACCAAUGGCUCGACAGCAGCGACAUACGACUUCUAUCGCUUCUACGACUUUAGAAACCUUCGUGGAAGUAUUGAUGGCGAUGCGGCUUCUGCCUCGUCUUACGGACAGGGUUACACGGCUACUGAUUCAGCCAAUGGUCAAUCAAAGCUUAUCGAAGCUGCUCCCUGGAUUUCGGGUUGGAAUGCUAGAGACUGGUUUAGACCUUCGUCUAGGGAUGAUACAAUAGACAUGCACUACAAACCGUCUCGCGUGUCAAUCAGCAACAAUACUGAACUAUCGAACGAACACUCUACAUAUCUCACCUUGCAUACAACGAGGCUACCAGACGGAAGCCAGUUGGCGGCUGAGCUUGACUUCGCGGAGUACAAUGUCACAUUCGUCUCCAUCCGCAUGUCUGCACGCAUUCACGGAGCCAGUGGCGCAAUCGCUGGCUUCUUCACGUACCACGACGACACCUCUGAGUCGGAUAUAGAGAUUCCGACCGGAGGUUCGGCGGACGAAGUACACUACUCCAACCAACCUACCACCAACCCUGACACUGGAGAGCCUAUCGAUGGCGCUACAUUCAAUGUGUCAAUGGAGGCUCAUCAGCCUACCUCGACUUGGAACAACUACAGACUGGACUGGGUACACGGGCGAAGCGCGUGGUAUAUGAACGGCGUGCAAUCAGCAGACACGGAAGUAAACGUGCCGGACGCGGAGAGCAUGAUCAUCUUGAGCCUUUGGAGUAACGGUGGUGCUUUCUCGGGGCGGAUGGAUAGUGGUAAAGACGCUUGGUUCAACAUACAAUGGGUCGAACUGCUUUUCAAUACGAGUGCUAGCGCCAGCACGGAUAGCAGCGGAACAGUAUGCUCAGUAGAGUCAUCGCUAGGUUCGCCGACACCUAAUGCAUCUCCUUGUCUCCGAGAUCUGGUCACUGAUUGUAUUUGGUGGGUUGUUGGGAUGGCUUCAACAGUGAGCUUUAUGGUGUUUGUAUAG